Nothobranchius furzeri (turquoise killifish) is the source of this 714-nucleotide messenger RNA. RefSeq names its product LSM8 homolog, U6 small nuclear RNA associated (gene lsm8). Gene Ontology annotation, molecular function: RNA binding. NCBI's taxonomy places the organism in Eukaryota, Metazoa, Chordata, Actinopteri, Cyprinodontiformes, Nothobranchiidae. The record is from RefSeq and is a predicted model, not a curated record. Gene Ontology annotation, biological process: mRNA splicing, via spliceosome. Gene Ontology annotation, cellular component: U4/U6 x U5 tri-snRNP complex; U6 snRNP; precatalytic spliceosome.
CGUCACCGCUCGACCCUCCGCGCCCCUUCCUGCGCGAUGAUUCGGCGUAUGAUUAGUCUUGACUUGUCUCCGGUGUUUUGGUGCGGUGCGGUUUGAUGCUCUUUCCGUUUUAUUUUUUUACACAGCGGCGCAAAUAGACAACCGUUGGAGGGAUUUACCGAUUUUUCUGCUGGACAGAUAGAGACCGAGUCCGGGACGAAGCAUGUCCACCGCGCUGGAGAGCUACAUCAACCGAACUGUUGCCAUCGUCACCUCAGACGGGAGGAUGAUCGUGGGCACUUUGAAGGGCUUUGAUCAGACCAUCAACCUGAUCCUGGAUGAGAGCCACGAGCGCGUGUUCAGCUCCAACCAGGGGGUGGAGCAGGUGGUGCUGGGCCUCUACAUCGUUAGAGGAGACAACGUCGCCGUGAUCGGGGAGAUUGAUGAGGAGACCGACUCCACGCUGGAUUUAGGGAACAUCAGAGCUGAGCCGCUCAACUCUGUUGUACACUGACCUUUGAACCCUGCUGUCUCCAUGGCAACCCAUCACAGUACAGCUCAGUUCUGUUGCUGUCGUGUUCUGGGAGGCGUGAUGAGUGGUGAAGCUGCAGAACCUCGAUUGUUCUGUUUCUGUUUGUAUUUUUUAUAAAUAACAUGUUGGAUUUGUUUUCUACUUCAUGUUUUUGUCAGUCUGAGAUCAUUUUAAUAAAGUCUGAUUUGUUAAGCUGUUUAUAA